Dermacentor andersoni is the source of this 5936-nucleotide messenger RNA. RefSeq lists its product as uncharacterized. Lineage: Eukaryota; Metazoa; Arthropoda; Arachnida; Ixodida; Ixodidae. The record is from RefSeq and is a predicted model, not a curated record.
GCCAAGUGAAAGACGAAGAAGAAGCUCACGGGCCAAGGCAGCGUUCAUAGCCGGGCCCGUGGGCUCGCCAAAAUUCGACCCAUCUUAUACAAUUUACUGAGCGGAGUCCUGGGUAGCGGUGCAACGACCGCGAGCAAUCUGCUACCAUGAAGUCCCGGUCCCGCACGACUUCGUCGCACUGGUUAGCCGGCGUGAAGAGGCCGACGUCACCGUCCAUCAGGUCCCCCAAGACCCCGUCCAAUGUUGUUGUGGCCACGCCGCUGGCGCCCGCUCAAGUCGUCAUCCAAGGUGGCUGGACGCCGUCCGGCCUUGCUAUCAACGUGGCCAGGCAUCACAGCAGGUCCAUCGCGUCGUCACAUGAUUCCGAGGUGAGCAUGCUGAUGAACGACGCCCGCCUCUGUGCCACUGGCUCUAGGAGCGUUGAAGACCGCUUCUCUGGACUUCCGUCGCUGCCGGAGAGCAACAAAUCCACGGAAUUCAAUGGAAGCUUAAGCGCACUGGUGACGAGGAGCGCCGAGAAGACCAGCGCAACGUCAACGGGCAAGUCCACCGGCUCGUUAUUUUGGUCUAAGUCUCCGUUCAUCGAAAUCCAGCCCAUGGUGCGCAGUUCAAAGAGCGCCACCAUCAAGCGCUCCAGCGUCGCCACUGCGUCCUCAGCGUCAGCGGCCAAAGCUGCGGUAUUUGAAAGACAUAACGAGCUUGCCGCUUCCCCAGCUGACUCCCCGAUAAAGCACCGGGGUGCUUUCCACAGCAGCGACUCUGCGACAAGCUUGGGCAAGCGUUGGAACGUGAAAAUGUCGGCAGAUACUGCGCGUGGACUCUUGGGUCAGACAGCCCCCGAAAUGGCGAUUUCAGAGCAAUACGAGAAGCUAUCCGAAAAGCGCCACGUGUCUUCGGCGACGUCUCGAUCGUCAAUCUUGAAAACUCCACGGACAUCCCAAGCUUCAUUUGCGUCGCCGCGCAGACAAAACUCGCAAGAAUUGGUUUCCCAAGGCAGCCACCUUACUCUUCCACUGACGUCGCCUGGACCGCAUAUAGCGGAGGUGACGAUCGCAUCAGUGGAAAUAAAUCCAAUUGUACAGGCUAGAGGGGGCUUCAGACCAAGUUCACCCGAAUCUUAUCCGGGCGCGCACAGCGUCUACCACAAAUCUGCGCUGGACAAGUUAUUUAACAAGUACCCGAUGGACUUUGCUGAAAAACAUGCACUUGCGCGAGCUAGGAGAGAUGCCUCUAAAAAUUCUCUAAGCGUGCUCACUCAGUCUGCACGAGGGCAAAUAGCAAAGCUUAAAAAAACAUCGAAAACCAAACUUUCGAAAUCUGGAGAAAGCCGACAGCUGACAACCCUUGCAUCACAGAAAUCGUCGCGGGAAGCAUUCACAAAGCCCACCUUGUUGCAACCGGCCUCUGAUGCUCCGUCUCGUCUGACGGAUUAUCAAAGAUUCAAGGACCUCAAAAGCGAAACCAUUACGGCCAGAACAUUGUUUGCCACUGGAAAGGAGCCCCAAGGGAUAGCCGAGUUUGGAGUGACCGCAGGCAGAAAGAUUCUAGGAGAAGCUCAAACAGGCACGAAAACAACCAUCUCAGUGUCACCUCGUUCAUCGGGAAGCUUGGUUAACGUAGAAGCACCGCAGAAGCCUUCACUCGCAUAUCCAACCUCGAUCAUCGACUCGCAGAGAAUGACAGCCUUAAGAAAAAGCGUCGACAAAGGUUCUCAAGGCUCCCCUCUGGGCUCCCGGUCAGUGUUUUCAGGUGUUACUUCGCCACGCCAGUUAGCAGAAAUACAGUCUGGAGCGCCCUCCAGAGGCCUCCUUGAGCCCAUGAAGAGGCUCAGUCCUUCAGCGUCUCCUCAGGUCUCGAAUAGCGUAUUCACCGGAGCUUCCACGCAACAGUCUCUCAUCAAAGGCGCGCCCACCGUUGCCAAGGCGGAACGAACCGCGGUCGUUAUGGAGAGCGCAGCCACUUCACCCUUUGCAGAGCAGGAAGUUGAAAUGAAGAGUGCAAUAACGUCGCUCUCACCGCGGGAAGCAGCGUCUGCGCCUGCGGACACUGUUCUUCGUUUAAAGGCGGACACCUCGUCACCUCGAUCAGGACAAAGUGUGCUAGGUACCGUAAAGACUUCAACUGGCUCUCAGGAGAAAUCCACGCAGGUAUCCGCAAGUGUAGCGAAGAGUCCAAUUGGAAGCCGUCCGGGUUCUCCGAAAGGCGCGUUAUCUGCGUAUCUUGACGCAAUUUCGCCGCCCCAGUCACCUGAGCCGUGGUCGCCCAGAGCAACAGCUGGUUUCUUGGACGCUACCAAGAGUCCAAGGCCUGAUUAUCGCUCACCAUCACCGCGAUCAGGGCAAGGUGUGCCAGGUUCCUUAAGCACUUCAACUGGCGCUCAGAAGAUAUCCACGCAGGUAUCCGCAAGUGUCGUAACGAAGACACCGACUGGAAGUCGUCCGGGUUCUCCGAAAGGCGCGUUAUCUGAGUAUCUUGAUGCAAUUUUGCCGCCCUAUUCUCCUGAGCUAUGGUCGCCUAGAGCAACAGUUGGGCUCUUGGACGCUACCAAGAGUCCAAGGCCUGAUGCCCCCUCAGCCCCACAGGUUUCUAAAAGUCCCUUCGGCAGCGAAGCGUCCGCUGAAAUGGCUAUUAUCAAGCGAGCAUCCCCUAUCACAGAUAUGGAGCCGAAAGACGGCCUUAUACGCCGAGACAUCAUACCAGCCUCAACAAGGGAUAAAUCGCCCGCACUGACCGCCGCACCACCUUCGCUUCAAGUAGCAGAAGCCUCAUCGCUGCGGACACCGCAGCCUUUCUCAGAGGUGGCGAAGACUACUGCGAUCGCUCAUCCGGAGUCCUCUCAGUUCUCUGGAAGUCAGCCCGGCUCUCCAGUGUGCAAACAAUCCUCACUCGUUGUUGCUUCUGCACUUGAACCGUGGUCGCCGCGGGCAGCAUCUGGAUUUUUAGAUCCGACCAAGAGUCCCCUAAGGAUGCCUGGAACAUCUCCUCAAGCGUCCCAAGGGCUAUCUUCUCAACCGUUGUCGCCGCGGGCAACAUCUGGCGUUUUAGAUCCAACCAAGAGCCCCCUAAGGAGGCCUGGAACAUCUCCUCAAGCGUCGCAAGGCGCCCUAUCGCCUGAACCGUUGUCGCCGCGGGCAGCAUCUGGCUUUUUAGAUCAAACCAAGAGUGCCCGAGAGAGCCUUGGAGCAACCCCUUCAGCGACGCAAGGUGCCCAGUCUUCUGCACCGUUGUCGCCGCGGGGAACAUCUGACUUUAUAGAUCAAACCAAGAGUACUCGAGAGAGCCUUGCAGCAUCUCCUCCAGCGACGCAAAGCGCCCAAUCUUCUGAACCGUUGUCAAUAAGGGUAGCACCUGGCUUUUUAGAUCAAACCAAGAGUACCCGAGAGAGCCUUGCAGCAUCCCCUUCAGCCACGCAAGGUGGCCAAUCUUCUCAACCGUUGUCGCCGCAGGCUACAUCUGGCGUUUUAGUUCCGUCCAAGAGUCCCCUAAGGAUGCCUGGAACAUCUCCUCAAGCGUCCCAAGGCGCCCUAUCUUCUCAACCGUUGUCGCCGCGGGCAGCAUCUGGCUUUUUAGAUCAAACCAAGGGUACCCGAGAGAGCCUUGAAGCAACCCCUUCAGCGACACAAGGUGCCCAGUCUUCUGUACCGUUGUCGCCGCGGGGAACAUCUGACUUUUUAGAUCAAACCAAGAGUACUCGAGAGAGCCUUGCAGCAUCUCCUCCAGUGACGCAAAGCGCCCAAUCUUCUGAACCGUUGUCAAUGCGGGCAGCACCUGGCUUUUUAGAUCAAACCAAGAGUAUCCGAGACAGCCUUGGAGCAACCCCUUCAGCGACGCAAGGUGCCCAAUCUUCUGAACCGUUGUCGCCGCGGGCAGCAUCCAGCCUUUUAGAUUCUACCAAGAGUCCCCGAAAGAGUCCUGGAACAUCCCCUCAGGCGUCACAAGACUCUAUAUAUCCGGUUGCGGAUAGUUAUUCGCAAGUUAAACAGCUCGAACCUUGGUCCCCUAAAGUGACAGCUGGCACUCUGGACUCUACGAAGAGCCCUCGCUUAGCAGUACAACCAUCACCUCCGGCUUCAAAUGGCAGUCUUCAGCAGACGUCAUUACAGCAAAUCCAGUCGCCGCAACCUCCGGUAGGCCCGUUAUCGGCCAUAAAGAGUCCCCUCACGCCAUAUUCGCAAGUUUCGGCAAGCAUCUCCCAGCUAGAAUCUGUGCAACAGCUCGUCAAUCCUUCAUCAACCAUCAUGGAGAUUAUCACAACAGAAAAAACCGCUAUUGCGCCGGUCGAAUCUGGAGUCGCCACAGAGCGUGCGAGUACUGAAAUGAGUGCAAUUUCUACUCGCGGCUCCGUGAGCACCUUCGGGCUGGCUGAGCACCCAGUCGCUGUAUUUGCUCCGUCCCCAUCCGAUACGCACGCGCCACUCGACACAGUAAAGAGCCCUAGCCAGAGUUCUAUCGGUUCCCCUAGACGUGCUCUUAACGCUCUGGGACCGGCUUCUCCUACGCCGACGAGUGGCUUGGCAUCCCCAAGUGAGAUAAAGAGGCUUCUGGAAGCCAAGGGCAGCUCCACAAGCUUUUCUCCACUGCGCGGUAGCAGCACAGUCGACAUACCGUCACUGGAACAGUUUCCUACCGAGUCAGAACGCCACGACCUAGCGAAAACCGAAACGACAACCGUCCGUAGCGCUGAAGAGCGCGCUGGAGCAGAGACGUCCUUGACACAAAAAGGUUCGGAGCUGAAGGUUCCUUCCGGUCCCCUUGUGACCGCGCAAACCACUGACUCAGAGCAGAAGGCGAGCGCCGGUGGAUCUUCACAGCUCACCAUCCUGUCAGCAGUGGAAAAGUCCCUUCGCGAGGAAUCUCCAUCCGGAAGAGGACUCGCAGAACUGGACAAGGAGAAAUCUUCGGUGACGGCCCUUAAUCAAGCGGCCGGAACGGGCACCAGCGUUGAGGGGCACCAGCUGAGCAUAAGGGCAAGUGCGGAACUUUUGGCACCGUCCUCGAAGUCUUCUGAGGAGCGAAUCAGCGCUGAUCAAAUCAUCGACGCCCGACAGCUCGAAGCCGACACGUCAGCUGAAAUCAUCGAGUCAACGAAAUCGGGCGACAAGUCAGUCGCACUGCUCGUCGAAAAGCGAGCCAGCGCCGACAUUGUUGCCGCCGUGCAAAAGAAGCCGAGUGAUAGCGGAGUGGCAAGCGCCGAGAAAUCAGCCAUCACUUCCCCAGAAAGCGACGCCAAAGGCUCACCUCAGAAAAAGAAAGGCAAGAAGGGUCAAAAGGGGCGCAAGGUACCCAAGGGUUCCACGGCGUCCACCGACGACGACAGCUUAUCCGUCUCGGAACAUAUCGCACAGGCCAUCACAGAAUCUUCGGCCCAGUUCGCCGACAUACCGCUGCAGGUGAACAUGACGAUCGACUUGGUGCCCCCCAAAAGUGCCAAUUCGAUGUCUUCAGUCCGGACAAUCGUGUCACCGGUGCACAUCGAGAAGAAGAUGAUCGUGGAGAGCUGCAAGGACGGCCACGUGGAGGUCAAAAUUCCUCCCGUGUUCAUCGACUCACCGGAGGGAAAGCACACCUCCGACAACGCCCUGAACGUUUCUGUGUCUGUAGACGUUGGCAAGCAAGCCACGCAGGGUCACAAGACUCCUCAGCAAGAAUGCCGCCCUGCCGAGAAACCGUGACGCUGAGCCUCGACACGUGCCACUUCUCCGUGCACGAGCGGCGGAAGAGUAGUGGCCAAUGCACGACGUGAGGUGCUCCCAGGAAAAGAAAGUGCAAACGAAAGUGUCAACAGCUCGGUUUGCUGAACUGCGUGGCUGCUGCUGGCGUUUGCCGCUCGGUUUUUCGAUAAGAACUAGACUGUGCCAAUCGACGACCAGCACUGCCCUUGGCGUCUCGAAUAAGCGGCCUUUGUGGCACUUUAGGGUCAAUAAAUUUCCGGGCGA